Messenger RNA from Paramuricea clavata, 1329 nucleotides. NCBI's taxonomy places the organism in Eukaryota, Metazoa, Cnidaria, Anthozoa, Malacalcyonacea, Plexauridae. The record is from the annotation of a GenBank genome assembly.
GGAUGAGCAUCCUUGACAUCAGUAAGACCCUCAUGUACGAUUUCCACUACAAUUACAUUAAACCAAAGUAUGGGGAUGAUGCCAGGCUCCUAUUCACGGACACGGACUCCCUAUGCUAUGAAAUUAAAACCGAGGAUUUCUUCAAGGAUAUAUCCGACGAUGUCCUCGAAAGAUUCGACACCGGCAAUCUAGGUAAGGACCACCCAUCCGGAAUCCCAACGGGUGUAAACAAAAAAGUUAUCGGAAUGAUGAAGCUGGAAACGGGUGCAAAACAGAUCGAAGAGUUUGUGGGAUUAAGGUCAAAGCUAUAUGCUUACAAAAUGGCGGAAGACGGUGGUGAGGAAAAGAAGUGUAAGGGAGUCAAGAAAGUAGUCAUCAAAAAAGAAAUAACAUUCGAAAAUUAUAAGGAAUUUCUCUUCAGCGGUGAGAAACAGUGGAGGGGAAUGAAUGUUUUCAGAAGUAGGUUACACAAAAUAUAUACGGAAAGGGUCGUCAAGGUAGCCCUGUUUGCAAAUGAUGACAAGAGAAUAAUUAUGGAGGAUGGAGUCCACACGCUAGCAAUCGGACACAAAAGCCUAAGACAGUAGAAACCAAUUUUAAUAUUCGAGGAAACAUUAAAAUGUUAACAGGUCUACAGUAAUUUUGUAAUUAUGAAUGCAGAUCCUAGUCCUAAUAUUCCGAUUGUGAUCUGUUGGGAUUCUUCCAUUUCGUUCGAUGGUUUGUAGUAAUCGUGAAUCGUUGGUUCUUUAUCCAGGGUCAGUUCCUCCUGCAGUUUCCGCAGGGAGUCAAGAGCACGGUUUGUCGUUUCCAUAUCCGAUUUGGCGUCGGCUAGUUCCUGCCUGAGUAUUGCAAUUCUGUUCUUUUUUUCCACCUGACUUUCGUACCAUUUUUCCUUAGCCUUGGCUAAUUUUUCCAGCGCUUUUGUUGUGUCUUUUCAUUUCGCCUUCGUAUCCACUGUGGUUUAAUUUACUGAACAGGUAUCCGGCUCCUGCGAAUGCUACGGCGUUGAAUAGUCCUCCGACCACAACACUUGUCAUCUUUUUUAUUAUAGUGGUUUAUUUGAAUGGAUCAUCCGGUACUAGUUUAGGGUAGUGAACUCCAACCGCACCGACUCCAAGGGCUACGGCUAAUUUUAGAAUUCCUUUCGGACUACUAGGUACUCCGAGAUUGUCACCUGCAAAUUUUUUGCUUACCACGGACACAGCGACUGCUCCGAGCGUAAUAAGUCCGGCGUCGAAGGCUUCGUUCAUAAAGUCCUUUCUAUCUCCCAUGUUUUAUUAUAUGUGUUCUUAUUUAUUUUUUCCUUUUCCUGUAUUCAUUGUACAGGAA